GUUUGGAGUUAACUCCGGGUUGAUAGAAAAAAACAGCGGCAACAUGGUGAUGCUGACAAGAGGUUUCCGGUUGGUGUCAAUGAUAUGAGCAGAAUUGCGAAAAUAACAAAUUAUGGCAGGGAAGCUCAACUGCAAAGUGUCUUUAAAUACUCCCGUCGCAUAGACAAUCCGCAUUGUUGAGGGUAAAAAAAUAUUUUGAACUGUAAGCAGCAAAAAAUGCGCGGAACGGACGGCUGCAGCAGGUCUGCCGUGAUUGUGCUCUGCCUGCUGGGAUGCGAUAUAUGGACGUCGGCCGCUAAAACACUGCAGGAGAACAGCGAUGCCAAAGCAGGUUACAAAAGAACAUAAGGACAGCUGUUCCAUUCUUUGCUUAGUACACUUCUCAUAUGAAUAACAGCAUAGGGACACUAAGAGAGUGCAUCCUCAAAGCACUGUGUGGAUACUUUAAUGAGGACCAUGAAAAGCUCAUUAAGGACUACAAGGACUGCGAUGGCCUGAGUGCCUUAAAAGACAUGAAGCAGAUGGUAAUGGUGAUCUAUGUUGUUCGACAUGAAGAAGAGGAACCAAUGGAUAAGCCUGUGGACAUUGGUGUCGUGAUCGAAGGGGUUGUAGUUCUCAGCUGUUUGAGGAGUGCAGCCGUUGCAGCGCAAUGUUGUUUGGACUAAUUUAUGCCUUGGACCGUAGCUGUGCAAAAUAAGUCAAAUCUGCAUUUAAGGUUUAUAAAAAUGCUAGCAUUGCAGCAUGGUUUAUCAGUUUGGUUGCUAUGAGAUGUCUCUGUUGACAAUCAAGAAGUGGCACUGAAGGUUCACCUGAGUGACGCUAGCACCCAUCAGCCUCUCUCUGGUGUCGCUGUGGAGAUCUUCACUAACCACACCCCUGUUGCAACUGAUACCUCUGGUGCUGAUGGCAACGCCUUCAUCAGGUUCCCUUAUCGCCUUGGUGACCUUCUUGUAGUCACAGCAACCAAGCGUGGAUAUGUACCCAACUCUGUCCCAUGGCGACCAAGCAGGCUACCUGUGUUCUCAUCUCUCAGUCUGGAUCUGCUUCCUGAGAGGGCUGCUAGUCUGAUGGUGUAUGAAGACGUGGUGCAGAUAGUCUCUGGAUAUCAAGGUUCAAAACUACAGCCGUGGGUUCAGUUCCAGAGAAGAGCAUUGAGUCUUCCUUCUAAUGCAACAUACACUAACCUGACCGCCUUCCUCACAGUGAGCAGUUCAACUCAAGACGCACAGUACUUCCCUUACCUGCAGGGCCUUCACUCCAACUACACGGGUAGUGAACGAAAGUUUGAAUUGACUCCUGUUGCCGCCAUCAGUGUCCAUCUUUUGGGCAGUGAUGGGGCGGAGCUUCACGUCAGUGAGCCAAUCAGUGUGAGUGUGCCUCUUCCUGCAAAUAGUGGCUUGAAAGAGAAUGAUCACAUCCCUGCCUGGCGGUUUGAUCCUAAACUCGGAGCCUGGCUAAAGAGCAGUUUGGGUUAUGUUCAGAGAGAAGGAAAGCAGUUAACUCUCACAUAUAUUGCCCCUCAGCUUGGCUAUUGGGUGGCAGCCAUGUCUCCCAUAAACUUGGGUCCUGUGGUGGCGAAGGACAUCAGCACUUAUCAUACAGUCUUCCUGCUGGCCAUACUAGGAGGCAUGGCCCUGAUACUGCUUUUCCUGCUCUGCCUUCUCCUCUACUAUUGCAGGAGGAAAUGCACCCACUUGCGGCCUGCCCACAGGAAGUUCACUUUGUCCUCAACUCUAGAUGGUUCUAAACGAGACCAGGCUACUUCCAUGUCCAACCUUAACCUCAUUAAUGAGACUCACCUGGACCACAACAGAGCGGAGCCGGACAUGCACACACCUAUGCUUAAACCCACACCCUACGACUCACCCACCAAUGAGCUGGCAGCUUCACAUGAUGAGCUCCAUAGUCGAGGAUCCAACCACUAUAAACACUCCGUUGAGAUAUUUCCACUCAAAUCAGCUUGUUCAAACAAUCCCUCUGAUGGCUAUGAUUCUGCCACACAUGGGGAGUACCGGCGCAGCUAUACCUCCAUCAGGACUUCAUCUGUCCAUCCCCUCCACAUGUCUGUCUCGUCCUCAUCCCCCCAUCCUUUGCAUCUUACCACCUCAGCAGGACGUCUCUCUUCAGGAAGUAAAUCGAGCUUUCGUGAUCCACGUCUCUCUCCUGUUACAGCCACAUUGACAAGUCCUGUAGGAUCCCCAGAGAGGGAACAAGUAAUUGAGUGGCGACCGACUGAUUACAUGCUGUCUCGCUCCGUAGACCACCUAGAGCGACCUGCGCCCCUUCCCCGACCCGGAGCCCUGCUCUGCUGCACCUCUGAACUACAGGUCAGCCAAGGGGAAGAAACCUAUCGCAAGGCCCGCCCCACGCUCGUCAUCCCCGCUCACUACAUGCGACUCCCCGGGACACACCCCCUCUCGGGUCAGGCCCUCCUCCUGCAGUCAGAUGAACAGAGCGAACUGGAAAGCAUUCAGGCGGAGCUUAGUGCAUGCCAUCAUCCCCAAGGCCAAGUGCCACACCCAUGGGUUAAAGGCGAGCUAGAAGGAAGGACGCAAGGAGUUGGGGAAGACCAAGGCAGAGGAGGGGACGAAUGGACACUGCAGACGGCAGCUGUUCCCGCAGAUCUUUCCAUCCCCAAUUCCCUCAAUCAGGCAGGCCUGGAUGUUGUGCAGAUGAAUGGUGAAGAUCAGCUUCUGGCCGAAAAGACUUUGAUGGAACUUCGAGGAGGAAAGCCUCUCCCUCAUCCGAGAGCUUGGUUCGUGUCUUUGGACGGCCAUUCCAAUGACCACAUCCGUCAUUCCUACAUCGACCUGCAGAGGGCGGGAUGCAACAAUAGUUGUGUAGGAAGCAACGAUGCCAGUCUGGACUCUGGGGUUGACAUGAGCUAUGUCACGCCAGGACGGCGUGUUCGCGACACUAGCAAAGUUCAAGGACGAAACAGGGUCAGAUCUGAAAAAGGGGCCCAGCCUGCAGUGCCUAUGGUCGAAUACGCACCAUUAGUGUUUGUAGAGGAUACAAAUACAAAUGUAGGUGCUAGCAGUAGCCCCACUCAAGUUGGCAGUCCAGAAGAAAACUCAGAAAGGCCUUUACUGCAGGAAAGAGAGAAGUCGGAGGAAGAAGAAAAGUCUCUGUCAACCCCAUUGCCUCCUUUACUUUCUCCGCAACUUCCUUCACCACCUCUUCUCCCUGAGUCUGUGGAUGAGACACCAGAGGAGACCGUAACAGAAAGCGAGGUUUUUAGGACUGAGGACACUCAAAUGCACACAAGCAAUAGCCCACCAGACAACCUGGUCGUCCCUGAUGACAGCGGAGAAGACGAUAACAAGAAGAGCCCUUGGCAGAAACGAGAGGAGCGACCACUACUGGCCUUUAACGUAAAAUGACACAUAAUUUAAAGGAAUGUUCUGAGUUCAAUACAAGUUAAGCACAAUCAACCGUAUUCGUGGCAUAAUGUUGAUUACCACAAAAAAUUAUUCAUGUCUCGUUUCAGUAAGGCGCUCGCAGUGGUGUUAACAUGAUUUAAGGGCAAUCAUUUUUCUAAUAAAUUAGUAAAUUAAUAAAAAAACAUUUUUUUUUUUUGUGGCAAUCAAUAUAAUGCCACAAAUACUUUCAAAUGAUUUUCACUUGUAUUGAACCCAGAACAAUCCUUUAAGUAUUUCCCCUGUCGUCCCAAGCUGGACUGUUGAAUGGAGUUGCCUGUGGCAAUGAAAGCCAAGCAAACCAUAGCACAAAUUAAUAUUGGAACAGUUCUGCCUCACAUAUGUGAGGUGAGAGAACAAACUGAGUUUCCAAAGCAAAAAACACCAUUAAAUGCCAACACUUUGAUGCACAACUGCUAUGGCUUUCCUAUGAACACACUUUGAGCAAAAGAUGUUCCAUGAAUCAUUGCAAGCCAUUGAAUUGAAGGUGAAAUGUAAUUUAAGCUUAAUGAGAUGCUGCUGUUUUUGAGCAAUAUGACAUCUAGUGGCAACAUGUGUACACUGCAAAAUGUCACCACUAAGUGCUUCCCAGCACUUAUUUGAACAUUUAUGGGAUGACCGGCAGAAUGUCUUCCAUGUCUUAAUAGGUUGUAAAACAUGAUAUAAAAACACCAUAAUGGAAUAAUUUUGCUUCACAAUCUAAAUCUCCGUUUCCUUAUUUGUGGUUCUGUUGUUAGUGGAACACAUCUUAAGCUUUAAAGACCAAAUAAGUGUACAUAAUGCACCAUUUGUUUCUGUUAAUCUGUUAUUUUGGAUGUGUUGAGCACAUAUUCACAAAUGUACUUUUCCUCAAACUCUUAAGACUCAGUGACAUUGAAUUGAAGCCAUCAGUGCUGGGGGGCUAUAGAGAAGUAGACCCGCCUUGAAAACAACUCCUAUGCAUUGCUUUUAACUGAAGGAUCAUGAAGCUUUAGAUGCCUCUUUUCUUUUUUUUUUUUAACCACUGUAUUGUAAUUUCAGUUAUUUUUGUGAAUAUUUUAUUCAAGUUGUUUUAUAAUUGUUAUUUUUGUUUGGUCUUGCCUUAGUGUGAGUGAGGUGGGCUGCACUUUCAAAUGAGGGCUUGAUGCACACAUGCAAACACAAACUCACUCACAUGAUUAGCCACCAGCUUUUUGUUCCCAAACUGAAAUUUCUGUCUUAAGUGCCUUUUCUAGCAACCCUAAUUAUCCACUUAUAUUAACCACUUUAUCAGUUUGUGUCAUAUAAUUUGACAUUGUUUGCAAUUCAUUGACUCCAUUGACAUUACACAGUUGCAUUACACAUCCCUAUUCCUGCUGAUCUCUUUGUGUCCCAGUGAGUUUUAAUGUUGUGUCUUGGUAUACGUUUUUAGGUUCUGUCUAAUGAUUGAUGUCUGGAGAUUUUUCCCCAUGUGUUAUGUAUGUACAUAUUCAUUCAACCAGUAGUUUAUGCCCAUGCGAUUGUGUGUUGCUAUGUGUAUCUUUGUGUCUUCUGCAGACAUGCUAUGCAGUGUGUGUAUCUGGUUACGUAGGAUUGAAAGUGUUGUCAUUUUGGUUUGUUGCCAGGGUAACCACUUGGUAAGAAUACUUGCGUCACUCUCAGCUAUUCAGAAAUCUACUUGGAAUGUCUGGACUGGUUACUUGUAUAAUAAUUCAGGCCUAUUAUCCCAAUAAAGCCAAAAACCUAGUCAACACUAUUUGAGCAUAAUUUACCUACUGCUGAUGGAAUGAGCUUUAAGAUCAAAUCAUAAACACAAGAACCAUCAAUGUCACUAUGUCGAAUUAAAGUGACUUAACCAUGAAAGGUUUCUGACUGACUGCACAGAAUUAAUGGAAUGAUGGGCUCUAAGGUGAUGUUAAAUGUAUGAGAAAUGCAACUUUUUGAAACUUGACAGCCAGUGUAACCUGGAGAAAUCACACUUCAGUA
This is a messenger RNA of Xyrauchen texanus (razorback sucker), 5363 nucleotides long. RefSeq names its product protein FAM171A1-like. Lineage: Eukaryota; Metazoa; Chordata; Actinopteri; Cypriniformes; Catostomidae. The record is from RefSeq and is a predicted model, not a curated record. Gene Ontology annotation, cellular component: plasma membrane. The coding region runs from base 1068 to 3383 and encodes 771 amino acids. Gene Ontology annotation, biological process: regulation of cell shape; stress fiber assembly. The transcript has 12 exons.